Onychomys torridus (southern grasshopper mouse) is the source of this 2687-nucleotide messenger RNA. It is a transcript of the gene Galc, whose product is annotated as galactosylceramidase. Bases 124 to 2187 code for a protein of 687 amino acids. Lineage: Eukaryota; Metazoa; Chordata; Mammalia; Rodentia; Cricetidae. Gene Ontology annotation, cellular component: lysosome. Gene Ontology annotation, biological process: galactosylceramide catabolic process. The record is from RefSeq and is a predicted model, not a curated record. Gene Ontology annotation, molecular function: galactosylceramidase activity. The transcript is spliced from 17 exons.
GCUGCGCGGACAGCCUGCCGCCCUUACUUAAGAUGGCCAAAGCUGCCUCAGCCGCCCCCUGUUCUUCAUCAUGGAGGCGAUCGGGCCCGCCUCCCGGGGCGCCGCAGUCACGUGACCCGCACAAUGGCUGACAGGUCACUUAAGGCUACCCAGCAACGCCAAGCUAAAGUCAUGAGCGCCGCCGCCGCCGCGGGCUCGGCAGGCCGUGUCGCCGUGCCCUUGCUGUUGUGCGCCCUGCUAGCGCCCAGCGGCGCCUACGUGCUCGACGACUCCGACGGGCUGGGCCGGGAGUUCGAUGGCAUCGGCGCAGUCAGCGGCGGCGGGGCAACCUCUCGGCUUCUAGUAAAUUACCCAGAGCCUUUUCGUUCUGAAAUACUGGAUUAUCUCUUUAAGCCAAACUUUGGUGCCUCUUUGCAUAGUUUAAAAGUGGAAAUAGGUGGUGAUGGGCAAACAACAGAUGGCACUGAACCUUCCCACAUGCACUAUGAACUAGAUGAGAAUUAUUUCCGAGGCUAUGAGUGGUGGUUAAUGAAGGAAGCCAAGAAGAGGAACCCUAACAUUAUCCUCAUGGGUUUGCCGUGGUCAUUCCCUGGAUGGCUGGGCAAAGGUUUCAGUUGGCCGUACGUAAAUCUUCAGCUGACUGCCUACUAUAUUGUAAGAUGGAUUUUGGGUGCCAAGCGUUAUCAUGACCUGGACAUUGAUUAUAUUGGGAUUUGGAAUGAAAGACCAUUUGAUGCCAGCUAUAUAAAGGAAUUAAGAAAAAUGCUGGAUUAUCAAGGUCUCCAGCAAGUGAAAAUCAUAGCAAGUGAUAAUCUCUGGGAGCCGAUUUCUUCUUCCAUGCUGCUUGACCAUGACCUCUGGAAGGCGGUUGAUGUCAUAGGAGCACAUUAUCCUGGAACCCAUACAGUGUGGAAUGCAAAGAUGACAGGCAAGAAGCUGUGGUCAUCUGAAGAUUUCAGCACCGUCAACGAUGAUGAUGGUGCAGGCUGCUGGGGUCGCAUAUUGAAUCAGAAUUAUAUCAAUGGCAAUAUGACCUCCACAAUUGCUUGGAAUUUGGUGGCUAGUUACUAUGAAGAAUUGCCUUAUGGGCGAAGUGGAUUGAUGACAGCCCAGGAGCCAUGGAGUGGGCACUAUGUAGUAGACUCUCCUAUCUGGAUAUCAGCUCAUACAACUCAGUUCACUCAACCGGGCUGGUAUUACCUGAAGACCGUUGGGCAUCUAGAGAAAGGAGGAAGCUACGUAGCUCUGACGGACGGCUUAGGGAACCUCACCAUCAUCAUUGAAACCAUGAGUCAUAAACAUUCAAUGUGUAUACGGCCAUAUCUACCAUAUUAUAAUGUCUCACACCAGGUGGCUACUUUCACUCUAAAGGGAUCUUUGAGAGAAAUACAGGAGCUGCAGGUGUGGUACACCAAGCUUGGAGGACCAUCGGACAGACUUCACUUUAAGCAACUGGAUUCUCUAUGGCUCCUCGACAGCAGUGGCAGCUUUGCCAUGGAACUGCAGGAGAAUGAGCUGGUCACGCUCACCACUCUCAGCACAGGUCGUAAAGGUGGCUACCCUCCUCCUCCCAAGUCCCAGCCCUUCCCGAGAAGCUACAAGGAUGAUUUCAAUGUUGAUUACCCAUUUUUCAGUGAAGCUCCAAAUUUUGCUGACCAGACUGGAGUAUUUGAGUACUACACAAAUCUCGAAGACCCUGGGCAGCAUCGCUACACACUGCGCCAAGUUCUCAAUCAACGACCUAUUACCUGGGCUGCAGAUGCUUCCAGCACGAUCAGCGUUAUAGGCGAUUACCACUGGUCCAACAUGACGGUGCAGUGUGAUGUUUACAUAGAGACCCCUCAGAGAGGAGGUGUAUUCAUCGCCGGAAGAGUGACUAAAGGUGGCAUCUUGAUUAGAACUGCUACAGGGAUUUUCUUCUGGGUUUUCGCAAAUGGAUCUUACAGAGUUACAGCUGACCUGGGUGGGUGGAUCACAUAUGCUUCAGGACAUGCUGACAUUACAGCCAAAAGAUGGUACACACUCACAUUAAGCAUUAAGGGUUAUUUCGCCUCGGGCAUGUUGAAUGGCAAGGUCCUGUGGGAAAAUGUUCCUGUGAAGUACUCAAGGAAUGGCUGGGCUGCCAUAGGAACGCACACCUUCGAGUUUGCGCAGUUCGACAACUUUCACGUGGAAGCGGCUCGCUAGUACUCACGGGGCAUCGAGACACUAUUUGGAUUUUCUAUUUUUGACUUUGACUAAGGGCCAGUUUUGAUGACCCUGUAUGUGAGCCUUUGAGGCUAACAAUUAUGAAGAACAGAUAGGGAAAAUAGUACUUUUUUUGCCAGAUCCUGUGAAAGAUUUAAUUAGAACUAAUUCCGGAAGGUGUCUUUGGCAUUGCCUGUGCCCUUAAGAUCCAUCGUUUGUUAGUCCCAUCCUUCAGGAGUGGUUUGGGUGGUUCCUGCCUUGCAGUCUUGGCACUAAUACCAAGGUAGCUCUCUCUGUAUUGUUUGUAAAUGAUCAUGCAGAUGGCUGGGACCUGAGAACCACAGAGGUGCAUUUGUGAGCACUGAUUGUGUGUCUAAGUGAGUUGAGGCUUCCUUAGAAGAUGCUGAUGCUUAAGAGGAAGCUGAUGAACAAUUCUACAGAUACUCCAACAGGCUGCCCCCCCCCCCACACACACACACACACACACACACACACACACA